AUGUCAAACAUCAACAUAAGCUUUCAAUGUGCUUUAAGGGGCAAAUUCUCAAUUAAGGAGCAUGCUCGUUUUGUGCCGCUACCUCAACUGAAUUUACAGUUUCUCACAGAAAUUCUUGUUCGUGAUCGGAAGAUUAUGACACUCAACGCAGGCUGCUCUGUUCUGCCUCAUCGCCAAGAGCCUCGGUUUGUUCAGGAACUCCGAGACUUGGGCUAUCGUGUUGAUCUUAGAGAGAGAAAACGAGAAAAUCAUGAUUUCAAAGCUGGAGAGGCGUCUUCAUCGGAAGAAUUCGUCUUUUCUCGUAACGGCGGCCGUUAUGUAGAGGAGUUGGUGGACGAGACACUGCAAACCCGUAUCGCAGAAUCAGUCAUGGAGUUUUUCAAGGAUCAGGGCACACUUGUGAUAGCAACAGGUGAUGCACGGCCAGCAAAGUAUUCAGACGGAUUCUUUGCCUAUGCUGAAAGAGCCCUGAGAAUGGGAUGGAAUGUGGAGGUGGUGUCGUGGAGGGCCAGCCUAUCGUCCCAUUGGAACAGACCAAACUGGGUUGAACAAUGGAGCGGACGAUUCCGAGUUAUUGAGUUGGAUGAUUAUAUCGACCAUCUCUUAGUAUGA
This is a messenger RNA of Metarhizium robertsii ARSEF 23, 612 nucleotides long. RefSeq lists its product as uncharacterized. The transcript has a single exon. Bases 1 to 612 code for a protein of 203 amino acids. The record is from RefSeq and is a predicted model, not a curated record. Lineage: Eukaryota; Fungi; Ascomycota; Sordariomycetes; Hypocreales; Clavicipitaceae.